This is a messenger RNA of Manacus vitellinus (golden-collared manakin), 327 nucleotides long. It is a transcript of the gene ROMO1, whose product is annotated as reactive oxygen species modulator 1. The transcript has 2 exons. Gene Ontology annotation, biological process: protein insertion into mitochondrial inner membrane; protein import into mitochondrial matrix. Bases 5 to 244 code for a protein of 79 amino acids. Lineage: Eukaryota; Metazoa; Chordata; Aves; Passeriformes; Pipridae. Gene Ontology annotation, cellular component: TIM23 mitochondrial import inner membrane translocase complex. The record is from RefSeq and is a predicted model, not a curated record.
CUAGAUGCCUGUGACCGUGGGCCCGUACGGGCAGUCGCAGCCCAGCUGCUUCGACAGAAUAAAGAUGGGUUUCAUGAUGGGCUUUGCCGUGGGCAUGGCUGCAGGGGCGCUGUUCGGCACGUUCUCCUGCCUCAGGAUUGGCAUGAGAGGACGAGAGCUGAUGGGUGGAGUUGGCAAAACGAUGAUGCAAAGCGGUGGGACGUUUGGGACAUUCAUGGCCAUUGGUAUGGGGAUACGCUGCUAGCCUCCAGUUUGGGAUGUAUCCCAGAGUGCCCCUGCCCAGCCAUUCCUCCUCUGUACCAUAAUAAAAUCUUUAGAUACCUGGAA